Molecule: messenger RNA, 12747 nt
Organism: Spirometra erinaceieuropaei
Lineage: Eukaryota; Metazoa; Platyhelminthes; Cestoda; Diphyllobothriidea; Diphyllobothriidae
Source: the annotation of a GenBank genome assembly
AUGCAGAUAUCUGAAGCGGUUCUCCUAACGUACGACCCAUCAUGUGCCACACGUGGUCAGCUUGGAAUGAAGGCGUUUCAUCUUUCCCAACAGAUCCUAAACGCCAUGUUGGAAACAGAGACACGUCUUCGCCUAAACGCCAACUUAAAGGUCUGUCACAAAUUAGCUUUCCUCAUUUUUGCGGUUGAAUACGCAUUUUCUUCUUUUUGUUUUUCACGGUUUCAUUCGGGUCAAGCUGAUGUGCAGUCAUGUGGCUUGUCUUGUAUCGUACACAGCUUCUCCAGUUAUAAACUGGAACCAAAACUGCCUUUUAAACCCCCUCUGCUCGGUAUACAGACUCACUAGCUCAUGGACACUGUAGCUAGAUAGCACGGUUCUGUAACAGUAGUUUCUGCCCAUUAGGAGCUUCGUAGCUCGCACUUGCUUGAGACCCUUUGAAAUACCGUGGGAACAAGCCUAGUUUCUACUCCUUUUGCAGCAGUAGACCUCGCUUAAAGGCUUGUGCUAUUUUGUAGUGUUUUUGACUGACAGAAGAAACCACAGUGGUUUCAUCUGCUUCUUUUGCCCAUUUUUACUCUGUCUAGACUCGCCCAAACCUAACCUGUUUGCUGAAGGCGAAUUGUCAUCAUGCCUGAGGUUUUGGAUAGUACUUGUGCUGGAAGUAUGUUUAUCAAAUCCUCAUAUAUGUCAACCUAAUACUGGCUGUCCACUAGGGACUCGUGAAUAUUACAUGGCUACUCCGCCGAAAUUGAUUGAAUCUGGGUCAUCCGUGCAGCAUAUUUUGAGACAAACUCGAAAAGGCUUGUUCUGAGAAUCAAAUUCCAAGUUAAUGCGUUGUUUUUGGAGUAAAUCAAACUGGUAAGCAUAGUGAUGUCGGCAAAUACUUUCACCGUCAAGCAGAGGGCGUAGGGAUGACUUGCGCGUGGAGCAGGUCUUUACUGCAUUGCAUUCGCGUCGUUAACAGCAAUUAACAACGCGAAUGUCGGCCAUCAAACAACCAUCAUACCACGUGCAACGAUCCCUGAUGAAGGGUAGCCGUGAAUAUUCAUAGGUAUGCGGUAGCAUGGCGACUGCAUCCUAUAAAUACUACAGCCCCUUACACAUGAACCACCCGUAUCUGCUUUUUUCUCUGAUGAUGGGUUCGAGCAGGAAUCCGAAACGCCGAGUAAUAAGGCUCUUGUCCCAACGAUCGUGUCUCCUACUGUAACUCCGGAGUGGCCUGCCAACGCACGCUAAAGAAGCCAGUCGGUCACGUGAUUAGACCGCGUUUGCAUUCCAAGGCGUCCGGGCUGCCCCUUAGCCUAGCUGCUAGCUACCCGGCGCGUCCAUAGAUUCAUCAUCACUCACAUCCAUAGAUUGUGAAUAGUGAAACAGCCUUAGGCGAAGGUUAGCUGCUAAAUAGGCAGACUUUCGGUUCUGGCGACUAAGUGGUCACGGACCGGCUGCGACAGUGUUACUAGGGUGCGGAGGGCUGGGGUCCUGCACGCCAGCGGCCCUAGAAAAUGCCGCAGACCCCGACGACAGCACUGCGACAUAGCGACCGUAAACCGCAAUUAAACAAUUUUUGCUUGCCACCGCCGCCUUGUAGUUAGGUUCUUGGACGAAGGCACUGGAGAAAGCAACCUCGAACAAAUUACCCGAUCAGCUGUUGGAGAUCCGCCUGGACUCAUAAUUCACAAAAAACUGAAUGGAAAUAUGUCCGAAGGCAGUGUUACGAUCUAUGCUACGGUGCCCGCGGGAACGGACGCGCUCAACAAUCCUAUUCCAGUGCUGCAACCAGGUAAUAUGCGAGCUGGAUUACUCAGUCGGGAACGAACCAUAGGUAUUACUUGCCGGAAUGCGUGAACGCUUCUAGACCCUGGUGCCCAAAAUCUGACGGCACACAGUCUUCGUCAGUGCAAUGUGGAUAUUCGCUGCCUGCCGGAAGUCCAGAUUCCCGACUCUGGCACUUGGAAAAUAAAGACCCCGAGAGUCAACCUACUCUUCACCCUGUACCGCAGCAGCCCACGCGACUCCUCUGAUAGACACAGUGUGACGAUCGUCCUGUCGCAACCACCGAACCGCGCACUACUUGCUCAAGAAUCAGUCAAUUACCGAAUGACUUAUGUGCAACUAGACGGUCACUUUGGCUUUGUUCACGAUGAGACAGUGCUUAGAGAAUGCUGAACUUUGUUGAUCAGAACGAACUAUUUGUCACCAACAGGUUUUUCCAGCAUCGCCGCAAACAUCUUCUGGCCUGGUACUCAAACAACGGUCAUGCGGGGAGUCAGGUCGAUUACAUUCUAAGCCAGGUGCCAACGUUUUUUAAAUCUUGAGGACAAGCUUCCAGUCCGUGUGAAUCCCACGUAAAUGAAGAGGUGGCUUAAUGAUCGUGUUUGGUUUUUUUGAUUGGUUUUGUACCUACCUGCGUUUUUCCCUUCCAGCCUAUGGGGACGUUGGCCUUUCCAAGCUUGCUUUUGUCAUCCACACUUAUACCAUAAUUUUAUAUUCUGGGAUUCUUUGUUGCCCGACUUGUCUUUCUUUAGCUCUUCUUUUCUUCCAUUUUAGGCCGCCGAAACGACCUGGGAAUGUGUACGUACUUUGUUUUGCAUAUUUCCAUUCUUGUCCUGACCUGUUAUUUUUUUCGGUACAGCUUACCUGGGUUGGUAGUCACUUUAUAAGGAGUACGGACGAGGUGAUUAAGGAGGCUUGGUGGGAAAGUUAUGCCAUUUUAUCACUAUUAGUCGACCCUGCAUCAAUCCCAGACCGCAAAUGCCCUCGUCUAAUUGGUUAUCAAGCACUUAAGACCAACAUCGCUCUGUCGCUUGAGUCGCGGGCACAUGCCCUGUCGGCAGCGACCGAAAAAUAGAAAGCUGGAAUUGGCAUUCCAGUCUGCGCUGGCUGCUCGCCGUUAUGCUACUGCCUGUACAGACUCCAGAUUUUAACUCCAAGGCAAUACGCAACGAGCAGGCUCCUUCCUGCCAUCAGAUCUCCAAAGCGCCACAUCUACCUAACUUCUGUGAAUAUAGGAGUCCUCCUUACAAAGCAGACAUUCACCCUUUCCUUCUUAUAAAGCCCUCUGACGAGAAAAUUUCAGUUGCACUUCUUUAUCCACGUCUUAAAACACUUUUAUUGGGUAGGCGUAUUUGCUAAAACUUAACUGGCGAUGUUAUGUUUAUUGAGCAUUGCCAUUGAGCAGACUGAACUGGAAAGUCCUGAGAUCUCAGAGUAAAAGACAUUUUAGUCAAACAUCUCAGCCGCGGAACUGCAGCCUCAUGCCUUAUCGGCUAUUGCAGGGCACGCCUACGUCACGCAUAUCCAUUUUGUUCUACCUAGGACCUCGCCUCUGGUCGUUGUAGGCGGCCUCCUAUUGUAGAACAGUCAGCAAUCAGUAUAGGUUCACCGGAAAGAUAAGGAGUCUCAUAUGAGUGUCACCGGGACGCAUAUUAUCCUCGGUUCAUUGCUUUUAGGUCAUUGACUAAAAACUGGAGCCGUAUUGUUGCUACUGUUCUGCCUCCGGAUCUGUCUAUUCAUCCAGUAGGUGGUUACUGGCUGUAAAAAGAAUCCCUUGAAAAGGGUCAUUGAGUGGAACAAUAUAAGAAAGUCGUCAAUUCUGGUGCUCAUUCCCAUAACUCUCCCAUGAUGGCUUUUUGCCUUCUUCCCUGCAUCUUCUAAAUGUUGAUCGACUUGUUUGUCCUUACGUGGAUCGUUAUUUUACUUGUUUUGUCGAAGCAAAAGCGAGGCACCCUGCAGGGCUGGGGUUUUCAGUUCAUGGGACUGCCACAUUUGGAGGGUAGUGCGACGCUUCAGAAGCACGCUCGACGAAACUUCAAGAGCUCAGGUGACACCCAGUUGCACCGAAUUCCUACACUUUUGAGAGGAUUGUUAAGGAGUUGCUGUUAGUGUAGAUAUUUUCUACGCAAUCGCUUAUCGGCCGAGGUGUAUGCUAUUCCGUUAGUGUUUGAAUUUCGCAUCCCCCAGUGUCUGUUUAGGAGCCCAGGAAAUAAUAACUUUGUUCUUCAGAACUGACAGGCAUAGGUUAUCUUUUUUAAUUAUCUUCUUACCCGCAUAGAGAUCUUUUAUAUAGGCCUUCCCUUGGAAGGACACGGGGAUAGGAACGCCGCGUGAUACAGAUGGCUUUACGCUAAAUUCCAGGGAAAUGGUAGGGGGCGCUCACCGAUCGUUCUUACGGGACUCACGCGUUCCGUUGUGCCUUACGGGCUCUCUCUCGAACCCAACCAGCAGCCGCACAGCGGCGCAUGAUCUUGGCAGUAUGUUAUUACCGACAAAGGCAAGCCUCGGGUGUUCCACACUUCGGGGUUGGGUAUGACUGGCUGACGACAGCUAAUAAACCAGAAAUGGCCAUUCCAGUCUCCCUUGUCUUUGUCGGUAAUAACAUAACUCUAGGGAAACUAGGGUCAAGGUUGAGUUAGGGCUCUGAAAUAGGUACCCUCCAUGGGGUUUAGAGCAACGCGUCCUGUAUUACGGGGUUUACUCCUAUUCUCAUGUCCUACCGGGGGAGGCACCUAAUGACAGUCGUGUGACAGGCCUAAUCGGGUUCAUUCUCUUUGUCGGCCGCCAUUAUCGCGUCCCCUAGCGCCGUGCCCUUGAUUAAGGCCGAUGUAACGGGGAGCGUGUUCGCAUGCCUAGUAAAAUGAGACAGCAGUUUGCCUUCUCCCUAGGACCCCUCCCUGCACUCGGGCAAAACCAACUUUACUCGCCUUUUGGAGGAGUUGCCAAUUAAGGUGCACAACUCCAAGCUAGCAACCAUCCUGCUGCAAGACAUGGUCGACCAGUCUGACGCGCCAGUGGCCUCGUCCAACAUGUCUGACAGUUCCUUCAACGUGAAGGCAUUGAACAGCUUCUCUGGCCUCCAUCUCAGCAUGGCGAGCAAUCUGGAACAGCAACUGCGUUCCCUACUUCUUCGGUUGGAUGCCAUUCAUGAGCUGCAGUACAGCUAUCAGAGAACGCUGGUUAAACUGGCCGGCACCAGUACCACCAAGGUACCGGCUUGUAAUUUUUGUUUUGGUCAAAUGUCUUUUCACGUUUCAAAUGUCGUCAGUGCAGUGUUUAGGUGGGCGUCGCUCCCAGGAGCAGAGUUUGGAGCACUGUUCCCUUCACCUCUAGCUCGGUUGGCUGUCUAGAGUGGGGGAGAAGAGUCGCAACCCAAACCAAGUAGUCGGUAAUAGGUGGUAAUUUUUUCGAUUUUAAAAUGAAAUCUAUUUAGUUAGUUAGUUGGCAACUGACUGAGAUAAUGAACGUGGUAUCACUUGGUGCUACCCUGGCCUCCCAUCUAAACCUUUCUACGGCCACCUAUUCCAGUACUAAUGUGGAAAACCGCCGCUUAGGCAGUCUAUUGCUUUUUUGACCCACUUGUAGUUAUAGUUGUCCUGCAAAGCGCCACUAAAUAACCACAGCCAUUUUGUGGAAAAUUGAAUAUAAAGUAUAUGACCUAUCUCAUGAGGGUUGCCGAAAUCUACGAAAGACUGCUAGUCCCUCGCAAACCGGCAAAUGUGGAUUCAUUUGACCCAGUUGUGAGAAAUUCGGCGGCUUUGGUGGGAUUCGAGUCCACGCCUCGUAGUCAUCUGGUGGAUUCUAGAUUGCUUGCUUAAAAAAUCCUGCUUGGGCAAGCAGUUCAGUGUACUAUAAUUGAUGGGUUCCGGACGUUGCAGUAGGCUGGGCGGGUAAUUAGACCCAAGUGGGAUUAAACUCGCGGCUCCCGGUGGGUUCACGUAGCCAAGUGGUCAGGGCAUUGGCUGUACUCAAACUUUGUCCUUGCUGUCAUGGGUCCGAAUCCCAUCGAGACCGUUAAGUUUUCACAACUGGGUCCAAUGAAUUACGAAAGAUUGCCAAUGCUCCGCAAACCGGCGUAAAAGAGUGGAUCAAAGCUUUGAAAUAGUAAUGAGCGACUUUAAACUAAUUGAGAUCAUAGGAGAAACAUUAAAAUGCAUAUUAAAUUCUUUAGAAGUACCAAAUUUUUUAAACGUCAAAAACCGUUGCAACUGAGUAAACUGAAGUUUUCGAUGUACAGAAACACUGUCUCUACAAAAAGCCGCGUAAAUAAAACAGCACAAGUAGAUCAGCGUUUGAAAAUAGUCCUUUAGUGGAGUUUGCACCUAAAUUUCUAUUAGGAAUUAGUGUAAUGUCAACCAUGGCGGUUAGCCAACAUCCUGCAGUCUAAAUAUAGAUUCCAACACGGUUUCACGAGAAUCGGCUGUAUUUUUUGCUUGAUUUCACUGGUAGCGGUGAACACUUCACGAUUUUCAGUGUUUUCAACCGAUUGUCCAUAAAUGAAGAUUCUGUUCGGUUAAAAUCCUAAAAAUAAGACGCUUCCUGAAAGCAUUUACUGAAGUGCGGAGUUCUUGGGCAUUCUUCCUAAUGCAGAUGGCCUUUGGGUCAUAUUUGCGGACUCGCCCAAACAUCGCCGAGAACAAUGAACGUCCACUACGAAAGUCGGUAAUGAAUAGCCCUUAGAUCAAUUGAAGGACGCGAAUGUUAACCGACCGUAGUACCAUAAAUCUGAUAGCGCGCUGGCUUCAUCAGUAUAGUGGCAUGUCUGCGGCCCGCCAAAAGUCUGAAUCUCCGACUCAAGCACUGUGGGGGGGGCAAAGACGCGCGACGCAAAUCCCGUUUCACUCCGGUCUCUGCAACUUGUCGGAUUGAUGCAGUGUUGUGGUGGCUCAUGGAACUGGCGAAACUUUCGUUGUUUGCAUGAGGACCAAACAAUGGUUGGCGGCUGCCUCAUGUACGACCGAACGGCGCUUCACCGGCAUCGGCUGUGGACCAACGUGUUAAAGAAGCCUUCCACUCUCAAUCACAGGAACUGAUUGAAAAAUUCCCUCACUGUGGUAUGCUGAUUGUUGUCGAAUACUGGAAUAGGCAGAAUGGCAUUACCGACAAAGACAAGGGAGACUGUCUCCCCUGUCUUUAUCGGUAAUGCCAUUCUGCCUAUAUCAUGCGCCGCUUUGCGGCUGCUGGUUGGGCUCCAGAGAGAGCCAGUAAGGCACAACGAAACGAGUGAGUUCCGUAAGAACGACCGGUGAGCGCCCCUCUACCAUUGAAGACUGGAAUGUUCGGUCAAAGCUAGGCGCCCCACUAAACAGUCACAUUGUUAGGGAAGCAGAUGCGAUCACUGGAAUAAGGAGUUUAUUAGUCGGAUGUUUUGGAUUCUCACUCGAACUCAUCUUUAGAAACAGUUGCCGUUCGUGUUAGCGGAGGCACAAGGAGUGCUGUGUUUCUAAUACGCAGCAGUCGUGGGACUAAAUACGUAGUAUAAUUUGCAGCUCUGGCGACCACCGCUGUGAGUCGUAAUUGAUGUGAUGAUGGCUUGUCGGUCCGCGUCCAAGUCGUUAAUUACUGCUAUUUUAUCAUCCGUGUUGGAUGCUGGCGUGAUAAGCACGCGGCCAUUUGGCUCGCUGUCACUGGAGUUGUUGCUGGAGUUAAACUCCGAAACGUCGGGCCAAUAAACUUCUUGUUGUAGUGAUCGCAUCUUCCUCUUCUAUGCUUCUUCCCGGAACUCGCGUGUUCGCUUCUAUCGACAGUCACAUUGCCGGCCGCUUUAAGUUUGCUUCCCUAUGUGAUAAUUGUGAGCGAAUGUUAGACCCUCCUGACUAGCACCGGCUAGUUGUCACCAACGCAUAUUUGCGGUAUCGCCGCGAACAUCUUUUGACCGGACAUUUAAACGAUGGUCAUGCGACCAACCAAAUGAUCGACGUCCUAGCCAGUUUAAGGUUCUGAAACUGGGCCCCCGAUAGUAUGUGUUCGUGAGGCCGAAACUGGCAAUGCCUGCGAGUCAGACCAUAAUUUUCCCUACGCACACCUUAAGGUUCAUUCUUUAUCCGCACGCAAAUUGUCGCAUGCAAGUCUGCUUGAUGUGGUAAAGUAUGACAAGCGAGCUCUGCUGGGGCUCUAGUCGCAGAAAUUCGGCAUCGCCUUGCAACCCAAAUCAGAGUAAAGUAGUCGCAACUGUUCACCAUACCUAUCCUUAGUCCGCGAGGUUUGUUAACCCGACAUCGGCGGCGCAGUUAUAGGUCAGUGAGGGAAGCUUAGAGUUGUAUUCCCGAACCGCUCGAUAUAGGUCCUACAACUAUGGCCGCAAAUAUUAUGGGAUAUUUCAGUCUAUGACUUGAUUCGCUCCGGGAUAGCGUCAGGUGCGUCCUAUCAACUAAACGGCUCGGUCGCAUACUUUUACGGCCCCGCAGGCUUCAAAUACCUACCUGGAAUGACCCUAAAAGUUUUUUUUUCUGUUGUGCCGACAACUACCGAUAUUGGGUGCCAAACAUUUGCUGGAGAAAUAUGUUAAAAGGAGCCUGGUGAGGCUACCGCACCGAUUUUCUAUCGCAUAAAAUCCACUCGAUGUGAGUAUUAAAGCAAAGCCUUUGUGCGCAAGAAAGACUCGAACCUUGUAGCUUCGUUGUUUCACCAGAUUUCCACUGCGUAUGUUACUUCCAAAGAAAGUGCGCCUGAGAUUCUUCAAGCAAAAGGCAAGUAUAUGUCUUGGUUCCAUUGAUAUGACUAGACAUAGCGAUCCAGUAGUCAUCAGGUCGCCCCCACCCCCCAUCUCCGGAUGAGGAUGCACCAUACAGACGUAAAAAGUGUGGUCGGCAUUAAUCCUAAUCACUAUUGCAGAUCAGAUCUCAGAUCGUGAUUGGAAUCCGUAAUCGGUUGAGUACGCGGUUGCUAGGGCGCCAGUCAAUGAGCGCCACCCCGGAGAAGUCGAUUUGAGUAGGGUGCGUUCGUGCCUUGAACGAAUACAAUAACCGCUUGUGUUUAUUAUGACAAGGUUGUCACGGCGCGUGAUUUCAACUCACGUCUCUGCGCUUCAUUCCCUCCCCCUCAGGACUCGAUUCAUUUGCCCCAUCUAACGGCUCGAUUGGAGCCCCAGCAGGAGGAGGGCGGGGCGGAGCGGGGGUCGCACGUAGGAGGGGGAGCCUUGUGUGUGUAAACAGUGACAAUGCGUGAAAAGUCAGUAACUAUGCCGAUUUUUUGUGGUUAGACCUCUGGCAACCACAUAAAAAGCGGGGUCGCCAAAACCCUGUUUGCCUUCCUGUUGUCCCCCCUUAUAAUCGGUUCCAUUCUGUUUCUAAUGGGAUGAAGAGGGGUGGGGGGCGGGGCGGUGGGAGUGAUCGUUCGCCGCCGAUGAAGAGAAAAUAGACGACUUGUCUAAUCCUCAAAGUCUAAUUUGGAGCAGGUUUGAGUGUUUUCGUAAUCGGUUGCCUUAAUUGAAACUCGCAUUACACGAAUUAGGACAAUUUUUCAAAAGCAUAUUUGUUUAUUUUGGUCUUAGCACAUAUAUUGACUCCAACGUCUCCCUCAGGACGUUGACCAUUUCGGCUUGACUUUUUAUAUGCUUUACCUUUAAGUAGUAAUCGGAACGUUGUAUGGAUGGUAUUUGAUUAGCGACAGGCCUGUCGAUUACGCUGACGGAACAAAGUCCCCACCUGCUUUGGUUACUAAUAGUUUUUCGUCACCGUCUGUGUACGAGAAACUGGACGUAUGCAACCAUGGGCAUACCCUUUUCUCUGUAUUAAAAGAAUUCUUCUAUCGUAAUAUUACCGUACAUCAUAUCGAAGUGGGGGGAGUCCGCCGAGCCUGAAGGCUUCCUGAAAUGUCAGUAGGUACUCCGAUCGUUUCGGUUCCUUAGCCGACUACUUCUGGGUGUGGUUUCUGUGGUUUUUAAGUAUAGACGUUUUCAGAUUAAGACACUAAUUUAAAGCCUUCACCUUUGUAGGGAGUUCCUAAACCAUCCUUUUUCUCCACAUGAAACCUAACCAGCAAAAAAUUUAGACGUUCGCGACAAAGGCGUGCAAUAUUCGCUCUUGAUUAACUGACGAAUCUUCUCCAAAAAUCGUUUUGCCAAGUCACUUUUUCUAAAGCAAAACUAAAGAAAAAUAAAACAUGUGAUUUUGUGACUGAUAUUGAAAACAUUUUCGCCGAUUUUAUGUUAACAGAAACGAAUGUUUUCAAAAAUACUUUGCUAUAUGAUCAAAAGGAUGAACAACCAUUCUCUAUAGGGUCUUUUCGCAAUUAAUUAUUGAAUGUCAGUAUUGGCCUGGAAAUUACGGAUGUGGUUAGAUAAAAGACUUUUGGCGUCAUUACCGCCUUUUAGGGUGCAAAACGCACACGUUAAAUGCGUACAAUCUUUUAAAAACUCGCUUCUCCCAAAAAAUAACGUCAUCCAAGUCUUGCCUAUUCUGAUUUACGCGGGCAAAAAUCGUUUCAGACUGGCAAGACCUGGCAACAGGCAGCCAGUAUGUGACCGAACACAGGAAGCUUGAUGACAGAAGCUGAAAUAAGAAUUUUCGGACGCAUUAAACAUUGCGCAUUUUAUCCACUCGCCGAGUCCCUCCUGGUUAAUGUCCUUUCAUCGUGGAGAAAAUGUGUCCAAGCAAUUUUAUCAGGCAGUGUUCAUAAAUUUGAGCGAGAAUGGACGUUGCAAUAUAUUCGAACAAUUUUCUCUGCUAAUACCUGUCCUAGAUUUCGUUUGCGCAUUCGGCCAUGUUUUUCUUCGUGAGGAGAGUAAUUUGUCCUCGAGAGCGUUUACUAGACAGAGCUUGUCGUACUUUAAAAUCGAUUAUUUGUCUGAGGACCAGACGUUUUGUCGAUUUUUAAGGGUUAUCAUAACAAAUGUGUGUGAUGUCCUCUCCCAAAGUGCGGUAAUAACGCACACAGACAAUUCAUCGUCUAAAUGGAUCAACAUUGUUUUGCCGUUUGGAAAACAUUGUGAGUCGACAUCAAAAUGACUACCAUCGAAUAGUCAUUUCCAGUUUUGAACAUAUGAAGGUCUAUUUUCUGCAUAAACGUAAUUUAGAAAUGAAACGACCAAAACAUUAACAUUUCUAGCAAAAUACCGGUAUUUACAUGGUUAAUCUGCUGUGCAUUUAUAACUCUAGACCAGAGCCUUGAAAUGCACGUAGAUAGCGAAAAUUACCGCAGUAUAAGGUGAAAGACAUGUUCUUCCGUUGGCGGCAGAAAAAUGUUCAGUAUUUUUGUAAAAACUUGAAAGAAACGGCCAAAAGUUUCGACUUUUGGCCCCACCAUGUAAUAAUGUAAAGUACACGGACAUCCGUCAAUAAAAUGCAAUAUUACGGCACUACUUAAACGGGCGACUUAUUAGAGCAAGUUUUCCAAUUGAUCGAAAGCAUAUUCUUUGUUGGCCUUUUUGUGUACGUUCAUUUUUUCCGACACUGAGGUUCCAUGCGUGGGUAUGUCUGCAAAUGUGACCCAAACGACGAUCUACACGAAAAGGAACAUCUAAAGAAUCACUCUCUCGGCAAAUCUCUUCAAGAAGUAUCUUUGCAGGUUUUAUAAACACAUAAUAUAGGACCUGUCUUCAUUGGAAAUCAAUUGAAAACACUGAAAUCAUGAAGUGUUCCGCGAUAUUUUAGGGCAGAUCUAAAACUGCCUAAUUAAAAACAAAAGAGAAGUGCAAAUUAAUCUCAGAAAAGUUUCAUCUAUAUAGACAAAAUGGUGUUUGUGAUUGCGCCCGUCAAUUCUAUUUAAAUCUACCAGUAUCUGACCGGCCUGGCAACAUGUCACUGUGGCGUAAUCAGGCAAAAUCCUGUUUGCCUUAAUGAAUCUCAUGUCACUUAAUGCAGAAGCAAUAAGAAGUAUGGCGAAUUCUCUAGAAACCGUUUUGGAGUCUAUACUCAGAAUGGGAAUUGCUGGAAACCGCCAUACCUGACAUCAUACUAAUUCAUGAAUGCAAACCUCAUUAAAAGACUCUUGUCAAACGUCCUUCUAUUUGUGCUGUCUCAUUUAUUCAGUUACUUUGUAUGGACAGACAUUCCAUACAUUUAAAGCCGGAAUUUACUUAAUUACAACCAUUUUUGACGGUUUCGGAACUUUCCGCUUUUCUAAAACAAUUCGAUUUCUCUAAACGGCGUAAUAUUACCUCUGAUAUUUCUCUUACUUGUUCCAUUCGCUUGAAGUUUUCUUCGUUAAUAUAAAUAUUGGGUCUAUGCAUUUAUGCCGUUUUGCGAGUGAUUAACAAUCAUUGGUUAAUUCCCACACCUUUCAUCAUUUGGGUCAUCUACUGUACGUAGGCUGCACGAUGUACCAUGGUCGACAAUACAUGUCUUUUGUUUAACGCUUUACGCUAGUAAUUAACGUAUUCGAUGUCCGCGUUUAUCCGUACUAGCCGUCUGGAUCCGGUUUACCUGUUUCAUCAGGUUUACCACCUAUACGUGGUAGUGCCGCUCGCCGAGUCAGUUUUAUUUUGGGCGAAAUGCGGCCUUGUUGUCUGGGAUAGGAGUUGUGGUCUAGGCUACUCACAAGCCAUCGCAUAGAGUGAACCAUCAGUAGUCGGCUGUAUUUCGGUCGUAUUGACUGCAGUGACGGUCUGUCGGGAAAGACGUCCCUACACAACGGCUGCUCCUAUUCCGUCCUGCAAUGAAGAUUAAUCUCCCAUUGUCAUUAUUGCGACGGCCCAUACGCAGUGUUUGUUUAGGUUUCCGACAGGCCACUGGUGUUGCCAGCCACACUUUGCUGGCCGGAAAGUAAUGCGUUUUAAAUCCUUUCAGUUUCGGCGGUCUUUUUGCGUCUUAUGUGAUGCACUGCUCCUAACUUCUUUUGUAGGAAAUGCGCGUCAAAGAUCUGGCCCCAAUCCGCCUAGAGACCUCGCUCAUGUCCGCCCAGGUUGAUCAGUACGCCUCUAGCAUUGCGCAACUAGCUGGCCAGACGGUGGGAAAAUUGAUGUUGGCCGAGGCGAUCCACCAGUAUCGCGACCCUCCAACACAGCUUGCCGAGUCUGUCGAAUUGUCUGACUGA